Molecule: messenger RNA, 2342 nt
Organism: Vanessa tameamea
Lineage: Eukaryota; Metazoa; Arthropoda; Insecta; Lepidoptera; Nymphalidae
Gene: l(2)dtl
Product: protein lethal(2)denticleless
Exons: 4
Coding region: 87-2087 (666 amino acids)
Biological process (GO): mitotic G2 DNA damage checkpoint signaling; proteasome-mediated ubiquitin-dependent protein catabolic process
Cellular component (GO): nucleus
Molecular function (GO): protein binding; protein-macromolecule adaptor activity
Source: RefSeq, a predicted model, not a curated record
AGUGUCACUGUCAUUUAAACGAAAUUUGCGGGUAAAAUUCGUUUAAGAUCGGAUUUCAUACUGUGAUGUUGCUUUAGUUAAGAAAAAUGAACGACGUUCAAAAUAUUAUUGACCGUCAACUUGGGAUUUAUUCUCGCUUCAACUAUGACAAUGUUUUAAAGAGGCUGUCGGUACAAAACGAGGAAUCAUUUUACGGGCUACAAACCGCCAGCUCGGCAGCGAACUUUGACCAAGAUCCUCCGAUUUUUGCAUGUCGUUUUUCUGAAGCUCCAGGUUACGAACACAUCCUUGCACUCGCUAACGAGGAUGGCCGCGUUGCUAUUCAGGACACCAGAUCACAGAAAACUGCAAGCACAUUGGAAGGCUUCCAGUGCCACAACAAUGCCGUCUUUGACCUGGCAUGGAUGCCACAGAACAUGAAGUUUGUCACCGUGUCAGGCGACCACACGGCGUGCCUGUGGGACGUGGCGGAGGCGGCGCCGCGCCGCGUGCUGGUGUUCUCCAACCACACGCGCUCCGUGAAGACGGCGGCCUUCCGGCCCACGGAGCCCAGCGUGUUCGCCACGGGCGCGCGCGACGGCCGCGUGCUGGUGUGGGACGCGCGCGCCGCCGCGCCCGCGCUCGUGCUGCGCCCCGACGUGUGCCUGGCGGGCUGCCACGCCUUCGCGCCGCGCGCCUCGCCCCGCGCGCGCCGCCCCCGCGCCGACCCGCGCCGCGCGCUCAGCAUCACGGGCCUGGCCUUCCGCGACGACCUCACGCUCGUGUCGUGCGGCGAGUGCGACGGCAACAUCAAGGUGUGGGACAUGCGUAAGAACUACGGCGUCUACAAGCGCGAGCCGCUGCCGAAGCACUCGAUCCCCUACUGCGGCAGCUCCGCGAGGAACGGCUACACGAACCUGAUCAUCGACGACGCCCGCGUGCGCCUCUACGCGAGCUGCAUGGACGACGUCAUCUACUGCUUCAACGUGUCGACGUUCGGCUCGCUGCCCGAGCAGCGGUACGUCGGCCACGAGAACAGUACGUUCUACAUCAAGACCGGCCUCAGCCCCGACGGCGCGUACCUCGUCAGCGGCAGCAGCGACAAGAACGCGUACGUGUGGAACGUCAAGUACUCGCAGCCGGUGGUGCGGCUGAGCGGGCACCGCGCCGAGGUGACGUGCGCCGCGUGGUGCCAGCGCGGCGACACCAAGAUCGUGACGUGCAGCGACGACGCGCGGCACAAGAUCUGGCGCGUGGGGCCGGAGGCGCCCGCCGACGAGGCGGCCGGCCGCGCCGAGCUCACCCCGCGCGCCGACGGCGGCCCGCAGUGGGGCGCGCGGGACCGCACGCCGCACGCGCUGCGCCGGCGCGGGGCCUCGCCCGCCUCGCCCGCGCCGCCCGCGCCGCCCGCCAAGCGCGCGCGCGCCGGGCCCAAGCGCUGCCUGCACGAGCUGCUGGGCGCGCGCGACGCCGACGCGGCCGACGCGGCCGACGCGGCCGACGCCAAGCGCCCGCGCCUCGCCCUGCCCGCCCUGCCCGCCCUGCCCGCCGGGCCCGAGGGGGCCGCGCGCAAGCGGCCGGCCGCGCCGGAGCCGGAGCCGGCGCCGGCCAAGCGGCGCCGCUCGGAGCCGGAGCGCGACGCCGACGACUGGCCGUACUUCGCGGCGAAGGCGGGCACGUCGUUCGUGACGCCACCGCGGAGCUACGAGAGGAAGGGCGGCAAGGUGCUGUCCCCGCGGAGCCCCCCCUCGCCGCGCCCGCCGGCCCGCUCGCCCGACGGGGACUCCCGCGGGGCGGUCAAGAUCAUCACCUUCACGACGCCGACCAAGAAUUUGCCCAAUUUCGUUUUGAACGGGGAGGCGCCCCACCUGAGGCUGAUGUCGCCCGUUAAGAAGAAGCCGGAGACGACCGACUGGCUCACGCUCAUGGUCCGCGAGAGGAGAGGCAAGACUUCGGAAAGCAACGAGAGGCUGAACGUCGCGGCUCCGUCCAGUCCGAAGGAAAAUGUACCCGCGCGUAGGAACUCGGUCACAGACAGAAUUACGAAAUCCAAUAAUAAAAAUAGAACUUUACUCAAAUAUUUCAGUGUCGCCAAAAAGGAAAAAUAAUAACCAGUGCGAGUGGGUUCCCGACACGCUGCCGCGGUCCGACACGCCGUUCCUCUGCAUGUUACGAUUGUGGAAAACUAGCUCUUAGAUAUGACACAUCACUGUGACGCUACUCUGAUAUUUGACAUAUUUUUUAUUUUUGCGACUGCUCUGCCUCAGAGAUCAUACGAAGAGUUGAGAUGUCAACCUCGUCUUGAGCAUAACAAGCGCUCGGGUGAAGCACCUAGGGAUUGCAAUCCGGCGUAAUUUUCGGUC